CGGCGGCGCAGGUGAGGCGCGGGCCCGAGCCGGAGGCGGCCAGGCGGGCGGGACCCCCCACCGCCCGCACCUGCUGGGCCCGCAACACGCGGGAGCCGCACCUGCUGCCGCGGGCCCCGCCCCGCGGGGAGCCGGGCUCCGCACCCUGCGCACCCCCGAGCCCGGUCCCUCUCCGCCUUCUCUCUCUCUUUCUCCGGUUUGGUUUGGGUUUUUGGAGGGCCGGGGCUGGUCUCAAGCUGUUUUCGCUGCGGGAAGUCUUUGAAAUUGGGGAUCUAGAAGAGUGGCCCUAGGCGACAAUGCCGGGCAUUCCCAGACCCGGGCGACGCUGGGAUUCCGGGCAAGUGGAGGCAGAGGAGCCGGUACUGGACCGGCAGCCGCCCCCGAAGCCCCUGGCAGGGACGAGCGUAGCUGUCCUGCCGGUCCCCUCCCCACCCCGGCCCGCGCUGCGGUGACAGCCGGGGGUCUAGAGAGCCGGCAGGAAGAGCCCGCACGUUGUCUGCGCGAGGGACGUGGGCGUGCCCACCGAGUUCACCUCCGCCGGGACGGCCGCCGGGGAGGAGCCGCCGCAGAGCGUCCUCCGGUAGGCUCGGAGCGCCGGCACCUGGGCCUGGGAGCUGUUUGCCUGCCGAGCAGCUGGUUCCCGGAGCCCGUGGGCCUCCCGGCCAGCACGGGUGACAGCGACCUUCUGGGUUUAGAAUUAAGGGCUUAAAACGCCAGAACGUCCCCCCGCCGCUGGCCAGCGACCCUCCAGCCCCAGCAGCCCGCGCUCUGAUCCGGGUGACCCAGGAGAGAGCAGAGCCACUGCUGGAAGGAAGAGGGAACGAGACCCCGUGGGACACUUCUCUACUCACUUUCCAGCCCGCGUAAGCCGCAGGUGCAGUUGAGAGAGAACCUGGAGCCAGGAUUAAUAACCUAUUUAUGAAGCACCUUAUUUUGUGACGAAGCUCUAUGAUCAGUAGCAACGUAAAUGGCUCAACUCCCCGCCGGCAUUCGCUUCAUCGUCUCCUUCUCCAGGGAUCAGUGGUACAGAGCCUUCAUUUUUAUUUUGACAUUUCUGCUGUAUGCAAGUUUUCACUUAUCUCGAAAGCCUAUCAGCAUAGUUAAGGGUGAGCUCCACAAGUAUUGUGCUGCGUGGGAUGAGGCUGAAGUCAGAUUCAGCAGCCAGAGCAACAAAGCUGGGUACGUUACCCCUCGCCAGCUCCCAGACAACAAGACUGACUGCGGCUGGGCACCAUUCGAUAAGGACAACUAUCAGCAGUUGCUCGGCGCCCUGGAUUACUCCUUCCUGUGUGCCUACGCCAUCGGGAUGUACCUGAGCGGCAUAAUAGGGGAGCGCCUGCCGAUUAGGUAUUACCUGAGCUCCGGGAUGCUUGCCAGCGGAGCCUUCACUGCCCUGUUCGGGCUGGGGUAUUUCUACAACAUCCACAGUUUGGGAUUCUACGUGGUAACUCAGGUCAUCAACGGGCUGGUGCAGACCACGGGCUGGCCCAGCGUCGUCACCUGCCUCGGCAACUGGUUCGGAAAAGGAAGGCGAGGUUUGAUCAUGGGGGUCUGGAACUCCCACACCUCUGUGGGCAACAUCCUGGGGUCGCUGAUUGCUGGCUGCUGGGUGUCUACGUGCUGGGGCCUGUCCUUCAUCGUGCCUGGGGCCAUCGUGGCAGCCAUGGGGAUAGUGUGCUUUCUCUUCCUCAUUGAACAUCCCAAGGACGUCAGGUGCUCCUCCACGCUGUCCACGCAUUCCAAAGGCUAUGAGAAUGGUACGAACAGAUUUAGACUCCAGAAGCAAAUCCUAAACAGCGAAAAGAACAAGCCUCUGGACCCAGAGAUGCAGUGCUUGCUGCUGUCUGACGGGAAGGGCUCCAUCCAGCCGAACCACGUUGUCAUCGUCCGGGGGGACAGUGGGAGUGGCACAGCGGCCAUCAGCUUCACAGGGGCCUUGAAAAUUCCAGGUGUGAUAGAGUUCUCGCUGUGUCUGCUGUUUGCCAAGCUGGUCAGCUACACAUUUCUCUUUUGGCUCCCGCUCUACAUCACAAACGUGGAUCACCUGGAUGCCAAAAAAGCCGGGGAGCUCUCCACCUUGUUCGACGUGGGCGGGAUCUUCGGUGGAAUCCUGGCCGGUGUGAUCUCGGACCGACUGGAGAAAAGGGCCUCCACCUGUGGCCUUAUGCUGCUGCUCGCAGCCCCCACGCUCUACACGUUCUCCACCAUCAGCAAAAUGGGGCUGGAAGCCACUGUAGCGAUGCUGCUGCUCAGCGGGGCGCUCGUCAGCGGGCCCUACGCGCUCAUCACCACCGCCGUCUCCGCCGACCUGGGGACUCACAAGAGUCUGAAAGGAAACGCCCACGCCCUGUCCACUGUGACCGCCAUCAUCGACGGGACUGGGUCUGUAGGAGCGGCCCUGGGCCCCUUGCUGGCUGGGCUCAUAUCCCCCUCUGGAUGGAGCAACGUGUUCUACAUGCUGAUGUUCGCAGAUGCCUGUGCCUUAUUGUUCCUGAUCCGCCUCAUACACAAGGAGUUGAGCUGCCCGGGGUCAGCGACGGGGGACCAAGUUCCGUUCAAGGAGCAGUGACCACUCACGUCCCAUGGAGGGAGUCUGGGCUCAUCCUCCGCAAACUGUCGUUCAAGGAAAGUUCAAAUAAAGGAUCCUGUGUUGAAAAGAAUGGUUUACUCUUGCCUUUUGCACAUGCACCUGGAAAAGACACAAAAGCCAGCCUGAGAAUUCCUGGUACUAUUUUAAACGAGACGUGGGGUCCAGAGCAGAAUGAGAAGGUCCACAGGAACUGCUGUCCAGCUGCCUGCCUGAGCGGAGAGAGGGGACCCAGCCAGACAAAGGCCCCGACGGCGUGUGCCCAUCCGGCCACUCACAUGGACUUGUGACAGUGACGUAGGCGGACGUGUG
This is a messenger RNA of Propithecus coquereli (Coquerel's sifaka), 2899 nucleotides long. RefSeq names its product solute carrier family 37 (glucose-6-phosphate transporter), member 1 (gene SLC37A1). Gene Ontology annotation, biological process: glucose-6-phosphate transport; phosphate ion transmembrane transport. The coding region runs from base 968 to 2569 and encodes 533 amino acids. Gene Ontology annotation, cellular component: endoplasmic reticulum membrane. Lineage: Eukaryota; Metazoa; Chordata; Mammalia; Primates; Indriidae. The transcript has 20 exons. The record is from RefSeq and is a predicted model, not a curated record. Gene Ontology annotation, molecular function: glucose 6-phosphate:phosphate antiporter activity.